UUAUUUUAUAAUGGCAAUAGCUUACGUAACGUCAAUUUUGCAGUUGUCAAUCGAACCAGCUGAUAGCUAUUUUGUAUUUUAUCAUCCUCCACUAUUUAUGUAAUUUUAAAGCAAUUUGGUAUUUCCUAACAGAGAUGCUUCGAAAAGCGGUGUUUGGGUCGAGCUUGGCGGCCGUAGUCCCUGUUAUCAACGCAGCGACUCCUUUGAAGGAUGUGGCAAGUGGUCCUUCCAAACCUCCACCAAUGAAACCCUCAGAAUUACCCAUAUAUGAAGCUCCACAUGCUGAAUAUGUUGAGUAUCAACAAGCCAAAGAGAAGGAAGAAAAGCCUGGAUUUGUAAGACAAGCUUUGCAAGCACCAGUGAGAGCUGUUCGUGAAUCAAUCCAGACAGUGCUGGCGCAAACCGAGUCCGUCAAGAAUACAGUGUCAGACAACUACCAUCAAGUGCAGGACAAAACUGACUGGAUUGUAAAGUAUUUACGUGAGGAAGAGAACAAGGAUGUUCGGUAUGGUGCUGUUGUCAUGGGAGGUCUCACUGGAUUAAUUUUUGGUCUUAGAGGUGGCUUCAUCAGGAGGGUGAUAUACACAGGAGUGGGAACUACCACAAUGGGCUUGGUGUGCUUCCCGGAGGACACAAAAGAAAUUGUCAAGAGCAAUGGUGUAUUAGCAAAGCAAUACAUUAACAUUGCUUACAAUUUCCUGUAUGGAGUGAAGCCCGGCGACCCUCAGCUGGAGGUGAAUUUCCCCGACCUGUCGAUACCAAAAGACUUCUCGGAGCUUGUUGACCUGACAGUAUCUGUCGCGUCCACCGUCAAACAGGCCGUGAUGCCCCCGCCGGCGAAGGAGGCAAGCGACUCUAAACCUUCAGAUAAAAAGGAUUAGGUCCUAUUUUGAGAUCAUUUAAAGACGACGUAGAUGAUAUAUCCGUUGAAAAUCCAGUAAGUAAGAUAUGCUAAAUAUAACCAGACACAACAGAUGAAAUUGCAACUCCCAAGUGAAAAACACCUUAUAGGUCAAGCACAAAGAAUUAAGUAGAAAUUGAGGAAAGCUUUAUAAUAUUCUUACGAAUUUUAUUUAUUGUUAAGUAUUUUUUAUUUUUUUUUCAGUGUACAAAUACAUAAUGGAUUUGUCCAGUUAGUGAAUGAUGUUUAUUUAUUGUUACUAGUCUUCUACAGUGUAAAUUAACGACGACAAUGAAAAUAAAAUUAAUAUUUUUCUA
Molecule: messenger RNA, 1218 nt
Organism: Plodia interpunctella (Indianmeal moth)
Lineage: Eukaryota; Metazoa; Arthropoda; Insecta; Lepidoptera; Pyralidae
Gene: Mic26-27
Product: MICOS subunit 26/27
Exons: 7
Coding region: 135-881 (248 amino acids)
Biological process (GO): cristae formation
Cellular component (GO): MICOS complex
Source: RefSeq, a predicted model, not a curated record